Messenger RNA from Topomyia yanbarensis, 3087 nucleotides. RefSeq lists its product as uncharacterized. The record is from RefSeq and is a predicted model, not a curated record. Lineage: Eukaryota; Metazoa; Arthropoda; Insecta; Diptera; Culicidae. Bases 451 to 2397 code for a protein of 648 amino acids. The transcript is spliced from 6 exons.
UGAGCCCUUUCACACAGAACAUCUUCAUUUGACAGCUAAACAACAAAAACGCAAACAAAUUUUAGCAAAUUUACAUGAAGAACGAACGUAAUGUAAUUUUUACGCAAAAUAUCAUAUUUUUAACCAUUUCUUUAGUGGUACGUGGAUAAGGAAAGGAAUGUGUCUUCUGUUAGGUGCUUGCUAAACGCUCCAUUUUACAUUGUGUUGGGCAGUAGGAAGCUCGCCACCUGCUUCUGAGUUGGAAAAAAAUUGCUUCAUGUGGCUUUUACCGCACGCUAUUGCCGUGCAAUUCAUUAUACAGGAACCAACACCAUAAAAUAUGACAGAGUAAUCCAAAUGUAGUAUGAGGGUUGUUUAUGAUUGAGAAUAAUCGCUCCGUAUUACAUCACGGACGUCUUUUGCGGAUGCAGUGAAAACGAUCGGAAAGGGAAACUCCCGUUUGACGGUAGUAUGUUCGCUAUGAUGGACAACAAUGAGAACGAAAACUAUUGCUACCAGAAAAACACGAAGACGCCAGGGGAUGCUAGCAAAGGUGCCAUCCCGAAAGCUACCGCUAACAAGUAUCAGAACCAGUUCAACAACAAUAACAAUGUUGCCGAACAGGAAAAUCUAAUGCCCCAAGUAAACGGAGCGCAGGUUGCGCAUGACUAUGGUGAGCGAACCAAUAGUGACCGAACGAACAGUGGAGCCGAUUUUAGUGCCAUUCCCGCUGUUGCCACAAACAGCCUCGAAGUGGAAACUGUAGAGAACCGUUUAAACGGGAAAUCUGACAGUGCAACGUUGAACGAAUCGUAUCCCUGUGAUGAAUUAGCUGCCAGGGCGGCUGUUGACUCCGACGAAGGUGAUUUGGAUGGGGAUUUUUCCGACAACAAUUCGCUCGGUAAUCUUUCCUACAUCAGCGAAAAUGGUCUGAUCGAGGAAAUUAUUUUGUUACCAAAUAACAUUUAUUCUGAUGAUGAGAAUGAAUCCGCAUCGGACGAUUGCAUCUAUGCGUACAGGGGUGAUGACCAUGUUCCUGCGUUGCUAGAAUAUCGUGAUCAACCAGCGGAUGAUGAGACUGACUUUUUAGAAAUGGACUUCGACCCCGAACCCAGCUCGGAGUUGGAAAAUCUGCUAGAACAUCAAGAUAUUGACGUCAAUUCCUUCCAUCCUGCCCGCACUGUUGAACGACUCACCCUUCAAGACAAUGAGAAAAGUUCAGCAAAAUGCUCAAACUAUGAAAAUGAUGCUUCCCCUAACAAACAGAAAGAACCACCUGAUGAAGCAAGCGGCGCUGCUGUCUUGGACGUGAACGUUCCAGUCGAGACGAAGAAAACCGGUGCGAUUCCCAAAAAGCCUUUUGCCUAUUCGCAACAAUCAUCCUUGGAAUUGCGGGAUAACGAACUGCCGGGACCAAGUCGGUCUUCGAUGAAAGGAAACUCUAAGAACUUGAAGCUUGAUUUGAAACUUUGUACCGAUGCAAGCAGUAGAAGUGAAUUCGACUAUCGUUUCAGUUAUCCGUACUACGAACGGCAGCGAUUUUCUACUGACGGUGAUAGAGACAAUGGAUGUUGUCUAGAUUGCACGGAAAAACAAUUUUUAAUGGAAACCAAACAGGAUCUGAGUGUCCAAAGAGUUUGUCGAUCGUGUCAUUCGCGCAACCAGAGCCAAGGAAUGACGAUGGGAGAGUAUCUCAAUGAUUUAAGCCAAUCUCUCAAUGCGAGCAAUUCCGAGACGGAUCUUAUGAACAUUCGAGCGGAGCAAAUUGUACUGCAGGCUUUGAACAAGAUCAACGAAUUGAAGGCCACUCCACCCAGUGUGGGUCUGUCUCGGAGCAUGGAAGAUAUGUACGUCGAUCUGGAUUCGGAACGAAGGGAUCAGGACAUGGCGAUUGAUUUUAUGCAAGAGAUAUACGCUGAAAACACGAUAACUAUCUACACACUUAACUGCGGGGAACUGACGAUCAUUGAGGCUCUGACUCGCAUUGGUGUAGCGCCGAAUCUAGACGUUCUUCGGUUAUAUUUCUCCGAGCAGUAUAAUGUCGAUACGAGCAAAAUGAGCAUACCGAUGUAUUUGCUGUACAUGUCGAAGCGUGAUUGCAACAUCAAAAAGCUGAUCGAAACCAUCAAGUCUUGCUGUGAGGAACCGCUGGACGUACACUACUAUCCGCUUGAUCCACACUCUGAUACACCCGAAUUGGUACAAAUCAACUCGGCAGAAAUUGCAAAGAGAUGGAAUGAAAACACCAAUUUAAGACAGAUCAUCAACUUCAAACAUAGGCACUUUGAUAGGUUAAACGUGCUUGGUAAAGUUGUCAACAUUCUGCGACUCCCCCACAAAGGAAGACAUGCCAAUUUGACAAUUAAUAUCCCUCAAUAUUAUAAAAGCGGAUCCAUAACGAUAACUAGGAUAACCUAAAUCACUUCAUUGUUGUUAAAACUAUUCGCACUUAGUUUUCUUACGCUCCUACUCUCUCUAUCGCUCAUUUCUCUCUUAACAAACCUUAAAAAAUACUAUGUAACGAAAGAUUCUCAAUUAGUUAGACAUCAGGUAUGUACGGUAUAAACAUAAAACUGGCACAAGACUCGUCCGGUAUUAAUAAUUUAUUACCCAUUCCUAUGGGACACUGCUUAACUCUUGUGUAUAUUUGCGCUAUUUGUAUAAUAUGUUAAAAAUGUAAAUAUAGAUUGGCGCUUAUUUAUUAUCUAAUAAUAUAUCGCUAUUAUUUAGCAAGCCGCAUAUCCUUGUUAGCAAUUAACCCCAUGAAAUAUUAUAUUUAGAUAUAUAUAUAACUAUAGCUUAUAGAUUUACAAACACCUAACGUGUUGCUAUCGAUGUUCCCAGUUUUAGGAAGGUACAGGAUACAACAUUUUAUAAUAAAAGCUCUGCAGGCUGGACUACUUAGAUAGAAACAAGAUAACCAACAAUAAUUUACUACCAACUAUAAACAGCUCAAAAAGAAUACAAUGUAAUUUGGAAAGCGUAAUUUAUUAGCAAGACAGUUUUACCGAGUAUAUCCAUUAUACAUCUUCACAUGAAAUUUGUUAUCUCACGCAAAACCCCAUACGAUAAACACUGCUGAAAUAAACACAUGAGUAAAAGCUAAAA